Molecule: messenger RNA, 1475 nt
Organism: Amphibalanus amphitrite
Lineage: Eukaryota; Metazoa; Arthropoda; Thecostraca; Balanomorpha; Balanidae
Product: probable nuclear transport factor 2
Exons: 4
Coding region: 315-710 (131 amino acids)
Biological process (GO): protein import into nucleus
Cellular component (GO): nuclear pore central transport channel
Source: RefSeq, a predicted model, not a curated record
AAUUCCUAAAAGCACUUAAUCACCGUCCUACAUUAUUUUACAUACUUUUAGAAAAGCAACUCUGUUUCAAACUACCAAUUGAUCGACGACUGCUGAAUGACGUCACUAAAACUAUAAAUGCAAAAUCAAUGAGAAAACAUUUUAGUUGCUUUUCAUUUUGCGCUGAGCGUGGACUUGUAAAUUGAAAUUUGACAGAGCGGUGGGGCGCGCGACGGGCGGUUCCAUCGGAAUAUUUUGAUUUUUCAGGGGCUGUAUUCUGUUAAAACUAGUAUUAGCAGUUGACUAGUCUGGUCGCUAUUUUAACUUCUGAAAAUAUGGCGCUAAACCCACAGUAUUUGGAAAUUGGACAGCAGUUUGCCAAGCAAUACUACACCCUUUUUGACGACCCGAAUUGCAGAGCUCAGCUUGUGAACCUCUACAGCCCCGACCAAAGUCUGAUGAGCUUCGAAGGCUCCCAGCACCAGGGAGCACAGAAGAUUAUGGAGAAGUUUGCCGCGCUGACGUUCACCAAGAUUCAGCACAUCGUCACCACUGUCGACUGCCAGCCCAUGUUCGAUGGAGGCAUCCUCAUUAACGUCGUCGGACAGCUCAAGACGGACGACGACCCCGUGCACGGCUUCUCUCAGACGUUCGUCCUCAAACCAGUGCCCACCGGCCAGGGCUUCUUCUGCCAGCACGACUGUUUCCGGCUCGCCAUCCACAAUGUCUAGUUCGACUGUCGGCCGCCAGUGGCGCUGUGCUCGCUCGGCACCGCUCGCCGGGUCAGGCGCCAGGACCUCUGAGGAGAUCGGGAGGGGGAGGGAGUGUUGGUCGCGGCUCGCCGGCGCCGCGACCGGCUGUGAUGCUACCGCUGCUGCCCCCGAGCCCAGCCAGUGCCCGCGGCGCCGGCGCCCGGCCAGCGCCGCGCCGCGGGCCCGGAUAACGCCCGCCAGGGAUAACCGACGAAUGCUUCAGGGAGCACGCUGAGCGUCUCACCAGUAGAGUCGGAAGGCUGACAAAAGCUGCCUGUUCUUUCCUUAUCGCUGUCUGCCCUUUUAUUACAUUGUGCCUUUGUGUGAAGUUCGGCUGGUUUGUGUCUAGCACGGAGCGGUCAAGUACGCUGUAGUUAGGUGCUCGCGCUGCGCCGGUGCGGUCCUGGGACGGCGGGGAGCGGCCGCCUGUCUCUGUGCCCGCCCGCCCGGCUCGCCGGUCUGUCUAGCAGCUGUUCAAAAGUGCGGGGAAAUCUCGUUAGCUCAGACCCGUGUGACGCUGAACCUGACCAGUGGCGGGUGCCGUACCCGUGUCGUCAGCUCGAUGCCAACCAUGACUGACUCGAGUCACCGGCGGCGGAGUGACUCGAGUCAUCAGCGGUGCAGUGGCUCGAGUCAUUGGCGGCGGAGUGACUCGAGUCACCUGCCAUUUCCAUCGGGCGUAGCGCGUGGGGUCGUUAAGUGUACUUACCUGCUCUGUGUAAUAAACACAUGUGUUACGCGGCG